This is a messenger RNA of Oryza brachyantha (malo sina), 1320 nucleotides long. RefSeq names its product probable carboxylesterase 12. NCBI's taxonomy places the organism in Eukaryota, Viridiplantae, Streptophyta, Magnoliopsida, Poales, Poaceae. Gene Ontology annotation, molecular function: hydrolase activity. The transcript has a single exon. Bases 1 to 1320 code for a protein of 439 amino acids. The record is from RefSeq and is a predicted model, not a curated record.
AUGGCUAGAACGUCAUCGUCUCCGUCUCCGGCCAUUGGUGGCGCGGCCGCCGGCGGCCGAAGCAUCGCCGUCGACCUGUACCCGUUCCUGCGCGUGUACGAGGGCGGCCACAUUGAGCGGCUCGUGCGUAGCACGGCCGCCGUGGCGGCGUCCCACGACGGGGCGGUGGGGGUGGGUGGGCGGCCGGCUAGGGAUGGGGUCGCGACGAGGGACGUGGUCAUUGACGAAGGGACCGGGGCGUCGGCGCGACUGUUUCUUCCCGGCGGCGCCGGCGCCGCGGGGGGCGGCGCCGGGAGGAGGCUUCCACUGGUUCUGUACUUCCACGGCGGAGCCUUCGUCACCGGGAGCGCGUUCGGGCGGCUGUUCCACCGGUACGCGGCGUCGUUGGCCGUGCGCGCUGGGGCGCUCGUCGUCUCCGUGGAGUACCGCCUCGCGCCGGAGCAUCCCUUGCCCGCGGCGUUCGUCGACGGGUGGGCCGCGCUCCGGUGGGCGACGUCGCUCGCCGACCCCUGGCUCGCCCGCUACGCCGACCUCACGCGGGUGUUCCUCGCCGGCGAGAGCGCCGGCGCCACCAUCGCGCACAACGUGGCCGUGCGGGCCGCCGGCCCCGACGGCGACGACGUCGACAUCGAGGGCAUGGCGCUGCUGCAGCCAUGCUUCUGGGGCGCGCAGUGGCUGCCGUCCGAGGAGGCGGCUAGCAAGCGAGCCGAGCCGCCGAUGCUCGCGCCAGACAGGCUGGACGCGCUCUGGCCGUACGUGACGGCGGGCGCGGCCGGCAACGACGACCCCCGCAUCGACCCUCCGGCGGAAGACGUGUCGUCUCUUCCCUGCCGCCGCGCGCUGGUCGCCGUGGCCGAGAAGGACGCCCUGCGGGAACGCGGCCGCCGGUACGCCGCGCAGCUGCGCGGCGGCGGCGGCAGCCGCGAGGUGACGCUGGUGGAGUCGGAGGGCGAGGACCACUGCUUCCACCUGUACCGGCCGGCGCGCGCCAGCGCCGUGGAGCUCAUGGACAGCGUCGCCGAAUUCAUCUCACCGACCAGCUGCCUGCAGACUGAAGAGCUCCCGCUCCGUCAUCGCCGCCGCGCGUUGCGUCAUGCGGCCGGCGACGGCAACACGGUGGCGUCACCACCGUGUGCACCGAGACGUGAUCAGCUCGUCCUAUCAGGUGGGCCUGCUAAGCUGGGCAGGCCCAAAGCGAAGGUUGGUGGCGGGCCCACCUGUAAGGCGCAGCGUUACCGAUUGGUGGGCAUGGGUCGCCCAAUGCCAGGUGGGACCUACAAAUACUCCAUUUCGGCAGCGGGUCUACGGGUGCUGUGCUGA